Messenger RNA from Dendrobium catenatum, 799 nucleotides. RefSeq names its product trafficking protein particle complex subunit 3. The record is from RefSeq and is a predicted model, not a curated record. The transcript is spliced from 5 exons. Gene Ontology annotation, biological process: intra-Golgi vesicle-mediated transport; endoplasmic reticulum to Golgi vesicle-mediated transport. Gene Ontology annotation, cellular component: TRAPP complex; cis-Golgi network membrane; cytosol. Lineage: Eukaryota; Viridiplantae; Streptophyta; Magnoliopsida; Asparagales; Orchidaceae. The coding region runs from base 105 to 665 and encodes 186 amino acids.
AGACUGGAGAAGGCGCUCUUUCAUAAAACUCAGGCGACGAGAGCCGAUUGGAGUCUGUUUUUUCCUCCUUGAAAUCCCACUGCGAUCCAUUGCUUCAUUCCGACAUGGCUCCCGUCGUUCCGAGGUCUGGUGACGCAGUCUUCGCUAACGUUGAGCGUGUUAACGCGGAACUGUUCACUCUUACGUACGGGGCGAUCGUUCGGCAGCUUCUCACGGAUCUGGAGGAGGUGGAAGAGGUUAACAAGCAGCUCGACCAAAUGGGCUAUAAUAUUGGAGUCCGUUUGAUUGAUGAGUUUCUAGCCAAGUCCAAUAUUUCCAGAUGUGUAGAUUUCAAGGAAACCGCGGAAGUGAUUGCAAAGGUCGGUUUCAAAAUGUUCUUGGGUGUUACUGCAACAGUAACCAAUUGGGACGUUGAGGGCACUACUUGCAGCCUCGUUUUGGAGGAUAACCCACUCGUUGAAUUUGUUGAGCUUCCAGACACUUGCCAAGGCCUUUAUUACUGCAAUAUCUUAAGCGGAGUUGUUAGAGGUGCCUUAGAGAUGGUGUCCAUGAAAACCGAGGUCAGUUGGGUACGAGAUAUGCUACAUGGUGAUGAUGCAUAUGAGCUACGCGUCAAACUUAUAAAACAAGUUCCAGAGGAAUACCCAUACAAAGAUGACGAGUAAAACAAAUCUGGUAAGUGUUGAACUUUUUUUUUUUUCUGUAAUCGUUAUGUUUGAAGUUAUAUAUGGAAUAUGAAUUAAGAACUCAGAUUUUCACUAUUUGGGUACUUCAUAUUCAUCAUAUUGUAUUUAUUCAA